UGCAGUAAAACAUGUGGCGAAGGCGUUAUGACAAGUUAUAGGCAAUAUACUAAUCCAAUGAUUAAAACAAAAUGUCAGAAUAUGCAUUAUUCUCCAUUGUCUCAACAAAAGAAAUGCUUUGGUAGAGAUUGUGACGAAAGACAACAAACAAAUAAUAAGUUGAAUUAUAAUAGUUAUGACUAUUCUGAAGAAAAUUCUCAAUUGAAUGCUACUCAAACAAAGGACGAAUGGUAUGACGAAGAAGAUUAUGGCAGAGAUUACGCUCCUUAUGAAUACAGUAAACUUCGUUCAAAACCCAACAAUGAAGUCAGCGAAGAAAAAGAAAAAUGGAAAAAUGAGAAAGGCUUUGAAGUAGCUAAUCUUUAUAAAGGUAGUCCGAAAUCAUUUCUAAAACCCCUUCAACUAAACAGAAAUUUUAAUCGAUGUUUUAAACCAUUGAUUAAUUCUCCGUGUGCGUCGUCUCACUCAGUAAAAAAUUUUUGGUUCUUCAAUUUUUGUGAGAAUACGUGCAUGUUGUACACCACAGAUGAAUGUGAUUUCAAUGAAAAUAAAUUCACAUCAUUAGAGUUAUGUGAACGCAAUUGUUGGGAACCAAUUAAUAGUGUAUAUAAAUCGGUACUAAGAUUGAAACAGUCGCGAAAUUGUUUAAUGGUGCCAAAUCAUCACAACAAAGCAUAUAAAAAUUACUGAUGUUUGUAUAUUUAUGCUUACAUAUAGUAAUAUAUAUAUAUAUAUA
Messenger RNA from Teleopsis dalmanni, 736 nucleotides. RefSeq lists its product as uncharacterized. Gene Ontology annotation, molecular function: serine-type endopeptidase inhibitor activity. The record is from RefSeq and is a predicted model, not a curated record. Bases 28 to 690 code for a protein of 220 amino acids. Lineage: Eukaryota; Metazoa; Arthropoda; Insecta; Diptera; Diopsidae. The transcript is spliced from 2 exons.